AUGUUAGUACCAAUUAGUCUCCAGGUUAUCGAAUCAUGCUCUUUUUUCAAUUACGAAAUAGGCAAAAAACUAUCAAUCUCCCCCAUUAAAAUCUUGUACAACAUAGGACCCAACGCAUGCUACAAAGAAUGCAAGGAACAUGGAAACUGUUUUUCCGUAAACUACAAUAUAAAAUUUUUUACCUGUGAAUUUCUACCAGUAGCACAAUGGCAAAAGUCAGGGAAAGUUAACGAGGAUAAGGAUUUCAUCUACAUGGAACAUCAUGGAAUACUUUACACAUAUAAUAAGACAUGCGGUGAUGAUGGUAAAACAUGCAACUACUUCUCAACAUGUAUCAGAACCUUGUACAGCAAUGUUUGCAUUGCAACAGAUUGUGCAGAGAAUGAACCCGUAUUGCAGAAUGGAAAAAUAAUUGAACGCAUUUACUCUCCCCAUUCCGCUAAAUAUGCAUGUCGGAGUGGGUUUUACGCAGUGGGUUCUGUCAGGAAGAUACUUUGCCUUCCAGGAGGCCGAUGGGAAUCUUUAUCCUAUAAAUGCAUGACCCCAAUCCAUGGAGGUUAUUCUUCGUGGGGGAGCUGGACAUCGUGUACAAAAUCUUGUGACUUUGGAACUCAGACAAGGAGCAGAUCGUGUAACAACCCCUCACCACAGUAUGGAGGGAAUGCCUGUCAAGGGAAUUCAACAGAAAUUGCGAAUUGUAACGAGUUCGAUUGUCCUAAGGUUACCCCAAAUACACCUUAA
Messenger RNA from Saccostrea cuccullata (small rock oyster), 741 nucleotides. Its product is annotated as thrombospondin-2-like. NCBI's taxonomy places the organism in Eukaryota, Metazoa, Mollusca, Bivalvia, Ostreida, Ostreidae. The record is from RefSeq and is a predicted model, not a curated record. Bases 1 to 741 code for a protein of 246 amino acids. The transcript is spliced from 5 exons.